AUGAGUAAGGCACAUCCACCAGAGCUUAAAAAAUACAUGGAGAAAGUAUUGACCUUGAAGCUCAAUGGCAAUCGUAAAGUGACUGGUACACUUCGAGGAUUUGACCCUUUCAUGAAUCUUGUAGUGGAUGACAGCGUUGAGGAGACAAAGACUGGAGAAAAAAGAAACAUUGGGAUGGUGGUUAUUCGUGGCAACAGCGUUAUACUAUUAGAAUCUCAGGAAAGAGUGACAUAG
Messenger RNA from Candidula unifasciata, 234 nucleotides. Lineage: Eukaryota; Metazoa; Mollusca; Gastropoda; Stylommatophora; Geomitridae. The record is from the annotation of a GenBank genome assembly.